AUGGUCUAUUUCGAAGCCUAUCCGCUCACGGAGCUCGACCACCUAUUGAUGCAGGCGUACAUGCAUUUAUUUUUGGCAUUUAAGACAACUAAAAUUGAGGAAAAUAUAGCACUGCUGGAAAAUGGAGUGUCGUGCCUCAUCCAGGAACGGCCGUUUCUCGCGGGCACGAUAGCGAAGCCCCGACCGGAGCGCCCCAGCCAAAGGGCAUAUCAAGUUCAACCACCUUCUAGCUCAGACCUCCAAGCCAGUCCCAUGCUACACGUCAAAGUUCAUAGCGCACCUAUCUCGAUUCUGGAGCGGGCGGAGGAAACACCAGUGGAAUUAAUCGCGGUCAAGCCCCAGUCGCCGACCCCAUUCCCAGCACCAGCGCUACGGUUUCAGGCAAACAUCAUGACCGACGGCAUCAUAUUAUCGGUCUCCUGGCAUCAUCGCUUCAUGGAUUCGUUUGGCUGUCAAGCUGUGUUUGAAGGCCUGUCGCAAUUCUGCCGGCUGAAGGGGAGUGCUGGAGAUACGCCAAUGACCGGCUCUCCGAUGCAGGACGCCACUCGCCAACAAAUUAGCAACAUCGGUGGAUCAGCAAAGAACCAUACGGCGUUUUCAGACGCUUAUACGUACGCAAAGAGCCAUUACCAAACUGAGCAAAUGACGCGCGGUUAUGUGCUUUGCCCUCGAAAAGUCGAGACACUCAAGAAGGCGUGCAAUUCCCGACUGGCGGAGGUUGGGCAGUCGCUCAAAUUCAGACUCAGCUGCGACGAUAUUGUCACGGCAAUCAUUUGGCUCUCUGCAGCCCAAGCACGCAACCGGGCCUUUUCCGUGCCUCACUCAUCGCUCCUUCGAUAUGUCAGCAUACGCAAACUAUUGAACCCAGAUGUUUCGACUACCUUCUUUGGGAAUACAGUCGCUCUGGCAAAAUCCCACUGCAACGUGCAUAAGCUCUCAUCGACGGAUCAUGACUCCUACGAGGCAUGCGAAGCCGCCCCAGGCAUGACUCGCGAGGCAAUAGACGAUUUAUCGCACCUGGCCUGGUUCAUUCGAUCAUCAGACUCAAGCAUAGACGCGAGCCAUGUGGGAGACCUUCUCGCGACACUGAGAGCCUCGUUCGACUGGGACUCACUUACCGUCUCCCCUGCGGACGUGUCGGUUGCUAGUCUUCGGAAGCUUACUCUUUAUAGUCUUGAUUUUGGGGACUCAUUUGGCCCUGUGAGGGACGUGGAUCUUAUAGACUCCAAUCUCCAUGGCCAGUGUAUUAUUAGACCUCCCAGACAUUCUACUUCAGAUUCACCGUGGGAAAUUCGAAUGGCGCAGCCAAAGAAGGUCUUUCACUUUUUGGAAGCGGACCCUGUAUUAACAUGGGCUAGAGUCAAUGGGUAUCCGAGGUUGUAA
This is a messenger RNA of Aspergillus affinis, 1383 nucleotides long. RefSeq lists its product as uncharacterized. Gene Ontology annotation, molecular function: acyltransferase activity, transferring groups other than amino-acyl groups. Lineage: Eukaryota; Fungi; Ascomycota; Eurotiomycetes; Eurotiales; Aspergillaceae. The coding region runs from base 1 to 1383 and encodes 460 amino acids. The record is from RefSeq and is a predicted model, not a curated record. Gene Ontology annotation, biological process: secondary metabolite biosynthetic process. The transcript has a single exon.